CACACUCACACACAGCCUUUUGUGACUUUGACUCUUUGCGGUACCUAAAGGUCAAAAUUAAAUACAAGUUUGCCUCAUAUUGUAGACGAAGACUAGGGUGCGAAGGUGAAACUCCUUUCGCACUCAAAGUAAGUUUUUAAAAAAUGUUAUAAUCAACUGCGUCCAUCCGAUUUAAAAAUAAAAAAAUGAAACGGUUUGGAUUUUUUCAGGGCAAUCGAUUGUAACAGGAGAUUUCGGUCCUCUCUUAUUUCUAGAUGCAGCGGCGACUUCUUGUUCCAUUUUUGUACAUCGGCGUGACUAACGGCGACAUAUGUUGCAAUGAAGCCCAGAAAGCCCGACUUGGAGGAGCUCCCGGGGCAAAUCCGCAACUAACGUUAACCCUUUCCUCCUACCACGUGAAUAACCUCGAGAAGGACUUGGUUCGCGACGCAAAUGGCAAGCGGCUCAGGGUUAAGGCACCUGUGAGGAUUUAUCUAAUCUGCAAUCCUUCUAGACGUUUGGUGACUCAUGUAAUCUACACAUCACUACCAAGAAGUCCCUUUGUGGUGAAGUUUUGAACAUGCAUGCCCUUUGUAUAAGGAGUAGUUUUGCAAUAUAUCUCUUACUUUGCAAGUUCUGGAUUGUGGUAAAUGGGAGAUUUGGAUGAAGACUUUUGAAGGAAAAAGGAAGAUUAAGUUAGUUAUAUCAUGUUUAUAAAUAUCAAUAUGGGAUGAUCGGGAGGUUUCAUUGGUAAACUAUUUCUUUGGAGGCUCGACACUCUAAGUGUGUGUCCGUUGAAGAGUUAAAGAAUAAGAUUGCAACUUAUAGGUAGUGGGUUCGUUAAGGAAAACCACAGGAGCCGUAGUGCAAGCGAGUCUUCACAGGGCAAUCGUGUAUGGACCCGAACCUGGGUGAUCUAUCAUUCUAAAAAAAGUUCGAAUUGUGAGAUAAAAAGGUGUUUUUGUUUCAAGUUUCAUUCUUUUAGUAGCAAUGCGGGGAAAAUCAUUUGAGUUUUAUGUAUAAUUUUCUUAAUUAAUGUUUAUUGAAUGAUAUUUGGUACUUAAGUCUGAAUGUUCUUAAACAAAUUGUGAUGUAAAUAAGUGUCCCAUG
Glycine soja is the source of this 1089-nucleotide messenger RNA. RefSeq lists its product as uncharacterized. The coding region runs from base 255 to 557 and encodes 100 amino acids. The transcript has 3 exons. The record is from RefSeq and is a predicted model, not a curated record. Lineage: Eukaryota; Viridiplantae; Streptophyta; Magnoliopsida; Fabales; Fabaceae.